AUGGUAUCACGGUUCGAACGCCUAAUGGGGUGCUCCUCAAUCCCGAUAGGAGAUCGGACUUCGCCUGAGACGGUGGCACAAUGCUCAGGACGAGGCGACUGUCUAAACGGUACUUGUCUGUGCGAAAUUCGCUACAGUGGCGAAGAGUGUUCCGGAUUUAAUCUACCCUACCAUGCCGGCAUUUCGGCAGUAUUCUACUUUGUGGGUUUUGUUUCGCUGGUCCAGCUGAUGAUAUGCAUCAUUGCCGAGUACCAGCGGCUGAAACAGCCCAGCUUUUUGGCCGCAUGUCGUUUAACUACGCAAAAGUUGUUGUAUUUCUUCGUCUUUAUUGCGGCGGUACUGCGUGGCGCUUAUUUCACCACUCCAGAAACGUUACAGCCGGCAUGGGUUUCGUAUCUGAUGUCCCUAUACUAUCCGCUCGUCAUGACUUGCGCGUCGCUCGUAGUGUGCCUUUGGGCGGAGAUCUUCCACCUGCAAGGCAUCCGCUGGGAACGAUCGCAGUUCUUGUCGAAAAGUUUUCUUGGAUUUCUGGCCUUUAAUCUGCUACCCUACAGUCUGUUUCUGGCGGAGAUUGCGUACUCGCAUCUAUUUACCGGACGUAGCACUUCGUUCUUUAACGGAUGUUACGCAGUGUUGCUGCUGAUCGUGGUCAUCUUUUUCCUCAUCUACGGUGUCGAAGUGUUCUUCAAGGUUCGUGGGGGCUUUGUCUAUGACUUCGGCGUGGUGCCAAAUAGUGAAAAUGUGAACGCUUCCCAGCUGCACCAAUCGCGUUUCGGUUUACUCAGCCAGGCGAUCAUGAUGAUAGUGAUCGUCGGUUUUCUCACCUCGGAAACAUUGGGCGAUUUUUGGAAGAAAAAGGUACCGGUGUACUCACGCAACUGGCACGAUAUUGUAUUCCGGUUGGCGGAGGUCGGCGUUGCGCUUUGGUUCCCGUGCUGUCUGUGGAACUCGAUGGCUCCGGAGCAGCUCUGGAUAUUGAACCCGCGCAAGCUUCUGACACGCCAGAUCGAUCCAGUUGCAGGCAGCGCGUGUGCAGCAGGAACAGCGGAAGCACCGGCCGAACCGUCCACGUCGGCCAACGCCGAAGAGGGACAGUCGUUUCUGGCGAAAAAGGACUGCUGGAUUUGCUACGAUACGGAUAAGCCGGAACCGUUGAUCCAGCCGUGCAAAUGCAUCGGUGACGUUAGCUCGGUGCAUCAUGAGUGUUUGCGCCGCUGGCUCGUGGACAGCUGCGCUAACAGUGAUGCCGUGCUGAAAUGCAAAGUGUGCGACUCACCGUACGAAAUUGAGCGAUCAAACAGGCUUGAUUGGGAGAAGGGUUUCACGAUCCAGCACUGGGCUAAAACGAUCAUCAUCGUGACGCUGAUGUGCAUCACGGGUGCGGGCGCUUGGGUCAUCAUACAGCUGAACGAAGAUUCAUUUGUGCGCGUCCUUGUAGCCGGGUUUGCGAUCAUCAUCGGGUACAUACUGUUUAAAAUGCUCGGCGAGAACACGGUAACCGCGAUCCAGCGGGCAAAGGUGAGCUCGAUCUACAUCGUUACCUCGGUGAACGAUCUGCAAACUUAA
Molecule: messenger RNA, 1566 nt
Organism: Anopheles marshallii
Lineage: Eukaryota; Metazoa; Arthropoda; Insecta; Diptera; Culicidae
Exons: 7
Coding region: 1-1566 (521 amino acids)
Molecular function (GO): zinc ion binding
Source: RefSeq, a predicted model, not a curated record